Setaria italica (foxtail millet) is the source of this 1408-nucleotide messenger RNA. Its product is annotated as protein WALLS ARE THIN 1. The transcript has 2 exons. Gene Ontology annotation, cellular component: plasma membrane. The coding region runs from base 42 to 1199 and encodes 385 amino acids. The record is from RefSeq and is a predicted model, not a curated record. NCBI's taxonomy places the organism in Eukaryota, Viridiplantae, Streptophyta, Magnoliopsida, Poales, Poaceae. Gene Ontology annotation, molecular function: transmembrane transporter activity.
CAGAGCCAGCCACUGCAAGCGCACCGUGCUCUGAUCCAUCAAUGGCCCGGGACGACACGCUGCGUGGCCAUGGCGCCGGAGCCGCCGCCGGAGUUGCGCCGGAGCGUGCGCGGCUGCACGUGGCGAUGCUGUCGCUGCAGUUCGGGUACGCGGGGUUCCACGUGGUGUCGAGGCUGGCGCUCAACAUGGGCGUCAGCAAGCUCGUCUUCCCCGUCUACCGCAACCUCAUCGCGCUCUGCCUCCUCGCCCCCUUCGCCUACUACCUCGAGAAGAAGGACAGGCCCGCCAUGACGCCCGGCCUCCUGCUCCAGUUCUUCCUGCUCGCGCUCUGCGGGAUCACCGCGAACCAGGGCUUCUACCUGCUGGGCCUCGACAACACGUCGCCGACCUUCGCCUCGGCCAUCCAGAACUCCGUGCCCGCCAUCACCUUCGCCAUGGCCGCCGCGCUGGGGAUUGAGCGCGUCAGCCUCCGCCGCCUGGACGGCCUCGCCAAGGUGGCCGGCACCGCGCUCUGCGUCGCGGGCGCCUCCGUCAUCACGCUCUUCAAGGGCCCCGCCGUCUUCGGCCCAGCUGCCGCGCUCGACGUCGCGCACCACCACCAGCCUGCUGCGCCGGCGAGCGGCGGCGGCGGCAAGAGCUGGAUGCUGGGGUGCUUGUACCUGAUGGGCCACUGCGUGUCGUGGUCCGGGUGGCUGGUGCUGCAGGCGCCCGUGCUGAAGCGCUACCCGGCGCGCCUCUCCGUCACCUCCUACACCUGCCUCUUCGGCCUGCUCCAGUUCCUCGCCGUUGCCGCCGUCGCCGAGCGCGACGCCGCCGCCUGGGCGCUCGGCUCCGGCGCCGAGCUCCUCACCGUCCUCUACGCGGGCCUGGUGGCGUCGGGCGUGGCGUUCGCCGUGCAGACGUGGUGCAUCGACCGCAGCGGCCCCGUGUUCGUGGCCGUGUACCAGCCCGUGCAGACGCUCCUCGUCGCCGUCAUGGCGUCGCUCAUCCUCGGCGAGCGCUUCUACCUCGGAGGGAUCAUCGGGGCAGUUCUCAUCAUCGCCGGGCUGUACCUGGUGCUCUGGGGCAAGAGCGAGGAGCGGGCGCUCGCUGCUAAAGAAGACGCCGCCGCUGCUGCCGGCACCAUUUGUGACGAGGCGGCUGCUGCUUCCUGCUUGAAGCAGCCACUGCUCCCGCCGGCGACCUCGGAGGCCGUGUGAUCCGGUCCAAUCAUGGGGCACUCAAACUGAUGCUACCAUGUACUUGUCUAGCAGUAGCUGUAGUUCGUCACAUGUUCAGUGCUACCCUUUUGUCAUUAAACUGUAGACUGUAACGGUGUACGGAUUGAUUAAAUUUAAUUACUUGUUGGGUAGAGAGAUUGCCAUGGAAUUUUUUUUGAAUGAACAGAGUGCCGUGGAACAUUCUCAGA